CGAAAGUGGCCCAAAGAGUUGCGCGCGUUGCCCACGAAGCGAGUGGUGCCCCCCCCCCACACACACACACAUAAUAAUUUGAUAAUUUCUCGUGCCCAAGUGAAUUAGUGUUACAUUUUUUGGUCUAGGGCCAACCCCCAGCCAACGUUAAGCGGGAGCCAUGAGGAUCCAGCGGCAUUUUAUGUUGGGUUUGCUCGGCGCGCUCUCUGUCGCCACCGGAGGCAUCCAUGCCAAAGCCGUGGGCGAUCAGCAGGCAGCCGAGUCCCAGGUGAGCGGCAAGAGCGUAGCGCAGCAGCGCAUCGGAGACGGCUUUGGCCUGGGUCUCGAUCUCGGCAUUGGCGAGCAUGACGUACACGAGCAUCAUAUACACGAACACCAUGAGCAUCACGAGCAUCACGAUCCCGGCUAUUGGAAGAAGAAAGUCGAGUGGAAGGAGGGCUGGAAGAAGAUAUGGAAUCCAGCCAAGAAGCAAAUUUGGAAUCCAUCGUGGAAGAAGAUCUACAAGCCGCAUUGGGUCAAGGUGCCAGGCUGGAAGGAGAUUCAGGUGCCCGCGUGGAAGCAAAUAUGGGUGCCGCAUUGGAAGGAGAUUUUAGUGCCCGCUUGGAAGGAUAUUCAGGUUCCCGACUGGAAGCAGUACUGGACUCCCGAACUAGUCAAGGUUGGCAUUCCUGGUGAAAAAUAUCUGGGCAAGGAUCAUGAGGGUUGGGAGUAUACCAGUCACGAUCUGUGGAAGAAGAAGGUUGUAUGGAAAUCACACUGGAAAAAGAUCUGGAAGCCAGCUAAAAAGCAAAUCUGGGUGCCAGAGAAGAAGCUGGAAUGGAAGGAGGCAUGGAAGCAGUACUGGAAACCAGCCAAGAAACAAAUCUGGAACGACAAACUAGAGUGGAAGGAGGCCUGGAAACAGAUCUGGGUGCCCGGCUGGAAGGAAAUUUGGGUGCCUGGCUGGAAGAAAAUCUGGAAACCCGUUGUAAUAUCCGAAUGGUUCCCCACACCCGAUCACCAUCACGACCAUCACCAUCAUGACGUUGGCUGGGACUGGGAUCGCAAAGACAAAGGCGCCACCAACGAAAAGGAUAAGGUUGUCUGGAAACGGGAUGACAGCAAUGCCUCCGCGUCAAAGCCAACACUACUGCAGCCAGUGGCCAGUGCAGAUUUCCAAGCCAAGACGCUCGAGGCAGCCAAAUCGCCGGUUGCCGCCGGCGCCGCCGCCACAUCGCAGUCAUUUAAGUUUCCGGGCGCGUAGAGCAUCUGCGAACAUUUA
Messenger RNA from Drosophila virilis, 1261 nucleotides. RefSeq lists its product as uncharacterized. The record is from RefSeq and is a predicted model, not a curated record. NCBI's taxonomy places the organism in Eukaryota, Metazoa, Arthropoda, Insecta, Diptera, Drosophilidae.